Messenger RNA from Solea solea (common sole), 3055 nucleotides. RefSeq names its product choline dehydrogenase (gene chdh). The coding region runs from base 129 to 2069 and encodes 646 amino acids. Gene Ontology annotation, molecular function: flavin adenine dinucleotide binding; choline dehydrogenase activity. Gene Ontology annotation, cellular component: mitochondrial inner membrane. The record is from RefSeq and is a predicted model, not a curated record. NCBI's taxonomy places the organism in Eukaryota, Metazoa, Chordata, Actinopteri, Pleuronectiformes, Soleidae. The transcript has 10 exons.
ACCAAAGGACAAAUACACGAACCUACCACAAUUCACAUCUUACCUCUAUCUUCAAUGAAAUUGUGUGUAUAAUAGUAUGUGAUGGAUGGAAAUUUAAGAGAGAAAACUACUUUUCUACUCUCAUCAGCAUGAAUGAAGAGAGCCUUCCCAGAAUCAGGAUGUUGUUUUCGGUCACUCUAAGCCAAACUGGAGCCAGGCGAGUUGUGACCAUGACUCGGGGAAGAUUUAUGAGGGACAGCAGAUGGUUGUUUGCCAGUGUGCGAGAAUGUCUCACAGUCCCAAAGACCAGAAACAUGGGACUUUCCUCCUCCUCCUCCUCCUCAUCCUCCUCCUCCAGAUGUUUUGGGGCCUCAACUGCUCAUUGCAACUCUUCUUCAUCUUCAUCAUCACAUCAACAAACGCCAUCUUACAGUUAUAUCAUUGUGGGUGCGGGGUCAGCAGGAUGUGUCCUUGCCAACCGCCUCACAGAGGACGCCCAUGAGUCUGUGCUGCUGCUGGAGGCUGGACCUAAGGACAAGUGGUUGGGCAGCGCACGGUUGUCAUGGAAGAUGCACAUGCCAGCUGCGCUGACCUAUAACCUCUGUGACGACAAGUAUAACUGGUACUACCACACUUUACCUCAGGCCCACAUGGACAACCGAGUGUUGUACUGGCCGAGGGGCCGUGUCUGGGGCGGGUCCUCUUCGCUCAAUGCCAUGGUGUACAUCCGAGGACACGCUGGAGACUACAAUCGCUGGCAGAGUGAAGGGGCAGAGGGCUGGGAUUAUGACCACUGCCUGCCUUACUUCAGGAAAGCUCAGUGCCAUGAGCUUGGCGAAAAUAGGUAUCGGGGCGGCAGUGGACCUCUUCAUGUGUCCAGAGGGAAGACCAACCACCCACUUCACAAGGCCUUUAUUGAGGCGGGGCAGCAGGCAGGAUACCCCUUCACGGAUGACAUGAAUGGUUACCAACAGGAAGGUUUGGGCUGGAUGGACAUGACCGUUUAUAAAGGAAAGAGGUGGAGCACAGCUAGUGCUUACCUGAGACCUGUACUGGGUCGACCUAACCUGAAGACGGAGGUGCGCUGCCUGACCACCAGGAUCCUGUUCGAUGGGAAUCGUGCUGUGGGAGUAGAAUACAUACAGAAGGGACAGAAGAAAACGGUGUUUGCAGAUAAAGAGGUGAUAUUGAGUGGAGGAGCAAUCAACUCCCCGCAGCUUCUCAUGCUGUCAGGAGUGGGAAAUGCUGACGACCUGAAACAACUCAGCAUUCCUGUGGUUCAGCACCUACCAGGUGUUGGUAGUAAUCUGCAGGAUCAUUUGGAGCUGUAUGUCCAGCAGCACUGCACUCAGCCUAUCACGCUGUACAAGGCCCAGAAACCUUUCCACAUGGUCAAGAUAGGCCUCGAGUGGCUCACCAUGUUCACUGGUUAUGGAGCAACCGCCCACUUGGAGAGUGGAGGGUUCAUCCGCAGCCGGCCACACGUCACACACCCUGACAUCCAGUUUCACUUUCUGCCCUCGCAGGUCAUCGACCACGGAAGAGUUGCCUCUAAGAUAGAGGCUUAUCAGGUUCAUGUUGGACCAAUGAGAAGCACCAGUAUCGGCUGGUUAAAGCUGAAGAGCACGAACCCUCUGGAUCAUCCGGAGAUCCAACCAAACUAUCUCUCCACUGAUGUUGAUGUGUGGGAAUUCAGAGAGUGCAUUAAACUCUCUAGAGAGAUCUUUGCUCAGAAGGCCUUUGAAUCGUUCCGCGGCCCUGAAGCUCAGCCUGGCCCUCAGGUUCAAUCGGACGCCGACAUUGACGCUUUUGUCCGCAGAAAGGCUGACAGCGCCUACCACCCGUCCUGCACCUGUAAGAUGGGCUCUCCCUCAGACCCGAUGGCUGUUAUCGACUCAAACACACAGGUUUUGGGUCUGGAGCGCCUGCGUGUGGUCGAUGCCUCCAUCAUGCCCAGCAUCGUCAGUGGCAACCUGAAUGCCCCGACCAUCAUGAUGGCGGAGAAGGCUGCUGACAUCAUCAGAGGUCGCCCUGCUCUCGUCGACCGAGGGGUUCCUGUGUAUCAACCAACACUCGACACACAGAGAUGAAAACAGCUGGUAAGGUGUUGACAGCACAGUCAUCAGGCAACAACAGCCUUUUGCUUAUGGAUUUGAUAUUGUGAAAUAAUCAUGUGAGCUUGUUGUCUUAAUGGUGCCAUAAUUAUGUUGACUACAGUUGAUAUUAAGCCGUUUCCAUCUGAAAUUCUUGAAUGUAUGAUGAAGAAACAGUGGCCAAAUGUGUCGUUAAAUAGAAGUGUUUUAACUAAAUUUUACAAAUACUGACAUUAAUAAUCAGCUGGGUGCUGAUAUUUCUUCAUGGCACAGUGUGUUGUGAGAAGCUGCUGAGCCUUUGCACUUGUAACUUCUUCAAUACGAACAAUGUACAGAUUCAGAGACGUUGUUGUUGUUUGGACGCUUGCUUCACAUCAUGUGUCUUGCACCAGCUACAGUGAUUUUUAAGCAAAUUUAUGACAAAUAAAAAUACCUCUAACAUUUCUACUUGGUUAUCGUCAGGUAACCUACAGUGAGGUUUAAAGCCAAAUCCCACAGAAUAUGAAAUGUUUUAAAUGUGACUCGUGUUUUACAGAUUUUACUACUUUCUAUUAUAAUAACAGUUUUGAUGAUCUGCAACCUGUCUUUUUUUUUUAUCUGUCCAGAUCAGUCUUCACUAUGGUAACAUGUCUCUUCCUUCCUGAGAACCUAUAGAUUUGACAGGUUGACAAAAUUCUGCUUUCAAAGUUUCCUUUUAAAGGUCUUUCAGAACAUUGUCAGCAAUGUCACAAAAUGUUUAGUUCAUUGUAAAAAAGAUAGUUACAACUUGAAGUCAUUAUUCCUGUAAAUUCAUUGUAUGCUUUGACCCCCACUCAGCAAAUACGGGGCUGUUUACAAUUACACUACUAUUACACAUUACUAUAUUAUAUAUGUUUAUUUCAAGUCACUUCUACUUACUGUUUAAUUUAAGUUGCUAUAAAUGCACAGUAUAUUUCUCCAAUAAAAACAAAAAAAACCUAAACUACACUAAAAACUAGAAAAAA